Molecule: messenger RNA, 6008 nt
Organism: Lineus longissimus
Lineage: Eukaryota; Metazoa; Nemertea; Pilidiophora; Heteronemertea; Lineidae
Product: hepatocyte growth factor receptor-like
Exons: 20
Coding region: 118-4221 (1367 amino acids)
Biological process (GO): protein phosphorylation; regulation of cell migration; semaphorin-plexin signaling pathway involved in axon guidance
Cellular component (GO): semaphorin receptor complex; plasma membrane
Molecular function (GO): ATP binding; protein binding; semaphorin receptor activity
Source: RefSeq, a predicted model, not a curated record
GGAUAACCCGGAAGUGAACACCGUGCAUGUUUUCGUACGAAGAAAGUGUUGACAAACAACGCUUUUUCACAACUUUGAUGUCAAUUUAAUGAUUAUCUAAUAUUCAUUGAAAUUUUCAUGCAUCAACAAAUCAUGAUGCUGCUUCUCAUCUUCAUCUGCUGUGUGGUGUCUGUCUUGGCAAGAUUUGAGUUCAGUGCCGACACCUCUUUGAAAGACUUCAGUUUCCAGAAAAUUGCCAUGGACAAAACAUCAAAAACUGAUCAUGAAAUAUUUGUUGCUGGAACAAACCGACUCUAUCGCUUGGAUGCCAACUUGUCUUUGGUGGAGGAGUUUGUUACUGGCCCUCAGUGGAAUAAUCCAGAUUGCCCCGCACCGCCAGCAAUUUGUAGCAAACCUUUAAAACUCAUGAACAAUGACCCAAAGAUUCUCGCAACUGAUGACAAAACAGGGUCUUUGCUCUUUUGCGGAUCUGUCCACCAGGGUUUGUGUACCCGACACAGCGUGAAGAAUAUUACAAACGCAUCAGUAUUUGAUGGGAAGAUUCUUUCUAAUCUUGCAGGAGGAAGUCUUGCUAGUAUUGGCUUCUUUGCUCCAUGGGUAUGUAAUACAGAUAACAAAACCUAUAAUAUCACUCUCACCGCAUUCUUUGUUGCCAUGACAUAUGACUCUAGACCAAAUGACUUUUUCCCAAAAGCAAUUUCAUCCAGGCGUUUAAGAUCUGCAGUAGAUCAAGGCUUCUAUUUGCAGUACCUCGGAAUGAAUGCUGCAUUCAGCAAGUACUCAGGAGUUGAUAUUCAUAAAGAUUACAGAAGUUCUUUCAUUGUGAAUUACAUUCAUGGAUUUGAAAAUGCAGGGUUUAUUUAUUUCCUUGCUGUUCAACAUGACUUGGAAGAUAUGGAGGAGUAUUAUACCACUCUUAUUCGCAUCUGUGCCUGUGAUCGGGAAUUCAUUUCUUAUACAGAGGUUCCAUUAUCAUGUUCUAGUCCUAGUACAGGCGAGGAUUAUAAUGUGGCGACUGCAGCAUAUCUUGGUGACCCUGGUGCAGAUUUGGUCCAAAAGACAGGAAGUAAAGACAAAACAUUAUUUGUGACGUUUGGUCGAAAUAGUUCAAAGGGACAGGUCCCAGACCCUGGUCGAGGUUCAGUGAUCUGCGGCUACACAAUGAGUAAAAUCGAAAUAGAAUUCCAAGAUGCACAGGCUGGUUGCUACACUGGACGAGGACGGAUACUAAAGUGGAUUGAGAAGUAUGAAAGUUGCAAAAUUGAUAACAACCUGUACAAUGUGAUAAGAAACGAUCGAAGAUUCUGUGGGAAUUCAAAGAACAAAGCCAUUGGAGGUGUCCGAGCGAUUGCCUCAAAUGUUAAAGUAGAAACUUCACAGUUUCUGACUGCCAUUGCUGUUGUGACAUAUCCACCAGUUACUAAGACUUUGACUGUGGGAGUCCUUGGAACCAGCCAAGGAAAGAUGCUGAAGCUGAUCCUAAAUGGUACCCAGAGUAAACCUUAUGCAAAUAUACCCCUUGACGUUUCAUCUAACGAACCAAUCGGCAGAAGUCUUGUUGUUGACAGCAAGGAGGAAUCGGUUUAUUUCCUAUCGACGAGAAAGGUCGUGAAGUUCCCUGUUCAUAGUUGUGGCAUUUACAAUGAGUGUUCGAUAUGUGUAACAUCGGGAGAUCCCCUCCAUUGCGGCUGGUGCCGUGGCAAAUGUACGACUGAAGAACAAUGCGCAGCUACUGGACUCAGAGCUGAUUGGUCAACAGACAGCUGUAAGCCUGUCAUGUAUGACUUCACACCAAAAGCCGGUCCGUUCCAAGGAGGUACUGAGCUUGUGAUACGUGGUAACAGCUUCGGUUAUGAGGCAAAGAUUAGUAUUGAAAUUGGCGGCGUUGUGUGUGCAGUGCAGUCCAAGAGCAACAGAGAGGUGUCAUGCAUUACAGGUGCUGUUAAACAUCCAUUUGAGGGGGACAUCAAAAUGGAGGUGAUUGAUCGCACAAAGACUGUCUUUAGUUACAUCAUUGAAGGGAGGAUAUCCUCAUCUGAGAUGAUAUCAAAUGGAGUUAAGAGGUUUCUGUACCAGGAACCUGCUGUGACUGGUGUCCAUCCACCCCACGGGCCAAUGUCAGGAAACACUAACAUCACCAUCACUGGACACAUGUUGGAUAUUGGCUCCAUCAUUCAAGUUUUUAUCGGGGAGAACACUUGUAAGCAAAUCAGAGAGGCCUCAAAUUCUACUCAUAUUGUAUGUGCCACUCAGAAAUGGAUCAAUAACACUGGAUUGCCGACCAUUGUCAAGCGAUCAGCCGCGCCAGUGAUGGACACAUUACCAAUCAGGAUCAAGAUAGAUGGCGCCACCAUUAAAACUGGUUUCGUCUUCAGCUACACAGCUGAUCCAGAGGUGUAUGACAUUUUCCCAAGAGAAAGUAUGAUUAGUGGUGGACGAGAUAUAACAGUCAAGGGAAAGUAUCUUGAUGUGGUGCAGGAUCCAAGGUUGGGGAUCUUGAUGAAUGAGCUGAAACCAGAUGGAGAGCCUGAUGUCCAGUCAUUUCUCUCCCAUUGCACAGCAGAAUCAACUGGUGAAGUCAUGGUGUGCCCGAGUCCAAAAGUGAAAAAACCGAAUGACACCAGACCUCUGAUGGGUAGCAUUUGGCUCCUCAUGGAUGGUGUAGCCAAGUUGCGUGAUUUAGCCUCAUCUAAUCCUAGUAUAAGUCAGAUGAUGUAUUUCCCUGAUCCUGUUUUCUUCAAGUUCAAGGAGACACGUUUAUUUGAUUUGGAUUCUGAGACACAUCUACAAAUCCAGGGUAGAGAUCUGACCACAGCAAACACCAAAGAUGAUGUUGCGGUAGUUCUAGGUAAUCAUGGCUGUAAUGUUACAGAACUGAGUGAUGUGCUUCUGAAGUGUACGCCACAGAAUAAACCCCAGACCAUUAGUGAGAAUGAACCAAAUCGCAAAGUUGAGGUAUAUGUUGGCAAUUUGCAAUAUGAUAUUGGAGCAGUGAAAUAUGUGGAUAAUUCAGUGACAUUGCCUCUUCCUGUUUGGGCCAUCAUCAUCAUCGUCAUCAUCCUCCUCCUCCUGAUAAUCAUGAUCGUCGUCUUGGUCCUGGUACUGAGGCGGAAGAAGUAUAAGAAGAAGAGGACGCCGUCUGGUGGUGCUGGGUAUUCUACGCGAGAAGAAAGAGUCAUGUUCACAAGGUCAGGUGGUGAUGAUAAUGAUUACAUCACUCCAAAUAAAGCCGCUGGAUCAGCCAGGAAGAAAUAUGAGCUGGAUGAAGUCACAAGUAUGCUGAUUGAGUCCAUAUUGAUAAAGCCGGAGGACUUGCAUAUUGAAGAUGUCAUUGGAGAAGGUCACUUUGGAUGCGUGAUGAAGGGUUACUUGUAUGAAGAUGGCAACAAAGAAGACCGAACAGUUGCUGUCAAGACAAUGAAGAGCUCUGCUGACGAGGAACAGGACGUCGGCGGCUUUUUAAAGGAAGCAUUGAUCAUGAAAGAUUUCCACCAUCAGAAUGUUCUCCAGCUGAUUGGUGUUUGCAUUGAAGAAGAUGGCACGCCGUUAGUUGUACUGCCAUUCAUGGCUCAUGGUGAUCUGCUCUCUUUUAUCAGGAACGAAAAGAAUAAUCCUACUGUUAAAGAUCUGAUUGACUUUGGCAUCAGUAUUGCUUCUGGAAUGAACUAUCUCUCCCAACUGAAGUUUGUGCAUCGUGAUCUGGCUGCAAGGAACUGCAUGUUGGGUGACAACAAUGUGGUGAAGGUGGCCGACUUUGGCUUAGCGAGAGAUAUUUAUGAACAAUCGUACUACAAGUCCAGUGACCAGAAGAUGAGGCUGCCUGUGAAAUGGAUGGCGAUAGAAUCAUUUGAGAAGAAUGCAUUCAGUACAAAAUCCGAUGUGUGGGCAUUUGGUAUCGUAAUGUGGGAGUUGCUGACACGAGGGGUGACACCAUACCCCGAGGUCGAUAACUGGGAUAUCUUGAGAUACCUUAGACAAGGACGGCGUCUGCCACAGCCUUCAUUCUGCCCUGCUCCUCUGUACGACAUCAUGAUGGAGUGUUGGUCAAGGAAUCCUGAAGAUCGUCCUACAUUUGAAGAUAUCGCUCGAGAUAUCAAGGCAAUGAUCACGAACCUGGAGAAGAAGCAGCAGAAACAAACCAAAGAGCGUGGUAAUAUCUACUAUAACGUGCCAACUUCAGUUACCGAUUAUAUCUACCACGAUGGCAAACAAAACGUAUGAGAGAGAGAUGAUUCAGAAUGAAGUCCAGCUUUUUAUAGUAUUGAUGGACUUGAUGACAGGCCAGUCUGACAAUGACAAUCCAAAAAGCAGUAAAAAAUAGGUGCUACGAGUGUUAUUGAUUUUUACACCUACUCGUGCAUGUAUCUUUUCACUGGUUGCUGGACAUGGAAUCUUAUGACUUGACCAUGCCUGUGAAUUGUACAGUUUUUGUGGGUACAUUGGACAGUUGAUUGGGUUAGCUAUUAGGUGAGUGUAAAACGGUACCGGUACUUGCAUUUGUGAGCUUACUAUGACAGGAAACAGUGACAGUAUUAUUAUCUAUUUACAUUGUCUACAUGAUUGUCUAGCUUGUUGGACCAUUGUUGUCUAGUCAAUGUCAAGCAGUGAAGUUUAUUAGGCUUGUUCCAUGUAGUUUGAUUACCAACAGUAUUUCAUAGUUCACUCAAUCCAUUAUUGUAGGUAUAGAAUGAUUUUUGGCUAUGUUUCUCUCAGUGGAGUCGGAGUCAGUAUUUUUUUACGUAUUUGAAGAUGUGAUAUUACAGAAUAUUUCGUCUGGUGCUUCUCAUUUACAAGAAAAUGAGGAUAAUGGUUUGAGACAUUAAUCAAAACUUUAUUUAGCCAAACAGUGAUUAUUCAAGAAAAGUGCUCAUUUUAGAAAUGGUGCUCAAAAACUUGUCAAUGUAAUUUUGUUUGUGUGAUACCUCUUGUUAGUCAAGCAAAUUAUGAAUAUAUUGACAAUGCUCCAUUCUGUUAAAUGCAUUAUACUUCAAUAACCAGAAUAUUGUAUGAUUACUUUUAUUUACAUGUAUGUUAAAUUGUCAUUGAAGUUUGUAUGAGCUUAAUCUUUUUAUUUGCGCGUUUCCAGUGACUCAUGCUGAGGAAAUCAGGGAUUAUAACGUUCCCUUCUCUGGCCCUCACAAAAAUCCUUGAGACAUUUUCCCCCAUUUAUAGGGUUCUUCUGAUUGGUCAAUAGCUGAUUGGAUGUCCCCAGGCCAAAUUCCUGAUUGUGUUAAUUUGCGAAUGGUUUCACAGAGCUCAUUUCGAUUUGAGUGAACAAUUGUGGGCAGAUCAAAAGUUUAACCUACAUGUAUAUAUGUAUCUCCUCUCGGUUGUGUCCUUUUAACAGUGGAGUUCCUUUAACUGACAAAUUUAAUGAAUGAAUGAUUGUAUAUAAUGAUAGAAAAAAAGAAGGCAUUUGAUAUGUGAUAUUGCUAUUCCAGUAUGGUACGAUAUUCAAGACUAUUUGUUAGGCAAUACUCUCAAAGUCUCAUGGACACUUUGUUUACUUCCCUAGGACACAAUAUAUAUGAAAAUGACUAUUUUACUACUUGUAUUGGAGUUGCCUGCUACGAGAGAACAAAUAAGUUAAAACCCACUACAGGUGUUCGUAGGUCAAAGAUUACAUCAGGCCACCAGGAUUGCAGGAAGUUUUCUUGCUUAUUAGUGUACAGGUAGAGCAUUAUCACUGUGUAUGUGUAAAAAACAGGUUACAUUUCUUACAAAGGCUUGAAUUCAGUUUGAAUAAGUUUUAAUUUAGUUUGAUGCAUAAUUUUAAUGUUAAUUGCCAAAUUCUCUAUUCAGAUAUAUUUUUUAUCGAUUUUAUGAUUAAAAUUGAAAAGAGGGAAUAAAAAUUUUGUUGAACUAGGAAUUUGAUUUUGAGAAAAGAUAAAGAAUCAAUUUGAAUAAACUAUAAUUGGAUAUUUUUAUCCUUGCAAUGUGAUUUAUAUUUCACAGUUUUAUAUCAUACAAUACUCCUGCAGACCUGCUCAUCAAAUAUAUUUUGAUAU